Molecule: messenger RNA, 648 nt
Organism: Malaclemys terrapin pileata
Lineage: Eukaryota; Metazoa; Chordata; Testudines; Emydidae
Gene: DUSP28
Product: dual specificity phosphatase 28
Exons: 2
Coding region: 149-628 (159 amino acids)
Biological process (GO): protein dephosphorylation
Cellular component (GO): cytoplasm
Molecular function (GO): MAP kinase tyrosine/serine/threonine phosphatase activity
Source: RefSeq, a predicted model, not a curated record
GCCAAAGUGCUGCAGGAAACAAACUGCACUUUCAAUUAAUAGGGUUUAAGUAUCAUUUUGUGUUCUGCUACAGUCCUUAAUGCUUCUCAUCAAAAUCAGCCUAUGAAAGCAUCAGAGGGCAGUGGUGACACUGCACCCUUUGUUGCCAAUGUUACAGCUCUGUAAGAUCACGGACUCUUUGCUAAUCAGUAAUUCUAGAGCAGCUUGCAACAAAGAACUCCUCACUCAAGAGGGAGUUACAUUCUGUAUUAAUGUCUCCAGGCAGCAGCCAUUCCCAGGUCUUCACCACGUCCGAAGCCUGCGCGUUCCUGUUUUUGAUGAUCCUUUGGAGGACUUGUAUAAGUAUUUUGAACAGUGCAACAAUGCCAUAGAGGACACAGAACAAAGUGGUGGAAAAUGCUUAGUUUACUGUAAAAAUGGCCGCAGUAGAUCUGCAGCGAUCUGCACUGCCUAUCUGAUGAAACACCAAAAUCUCACUCUCAAGGAUGCCUUUGAGACUGUGAAGACUGCCAGACCAGGAGUAGAGCCCAAUGCAGGAUUCUGGACUCAGCUGCAGAGAUAUGAAGAACAUUUACAGACGCAGCAUCAGUUGGGUCAUUCUUCUGAAAAAAUGAUUUCUUCCAAAUAAAUAUAAUUCUGAUUAAAAUU